AUGUCUGACAAUGUCGGCCUCUCGACGCCGCGAGGCAGCGGAACUUCUGGCUAUGUCCAGCGAAACCUCGCCCAGGUCAGGCCGCGCGAUUACGCCGCGCCGUAUCCCAAAGACCGCGACAUGCGACACAAGCAGCGCCAGCCCGACAAGGCAAUUCUCGAGCACGAUAGAAAGAGGGAGAUUGAGGUCAAGGUGUUUGAGCUGAGAGACCAGCUGGAGGAAGAAGAGUACGUCUACUUUUUGGACAGACAACGCGGUCAAGAGGAGAUUGAUCGCCGCUGCGACGAGCUGCGAAAGAAGCUGCUCGCGGAGAUGAACUCCAAGAACAAGAACAAUGCGCCGAGGCGGGCUUUCAAGGAGCAUCAGGUGCACGAGAUGGCCGACGCCAAGAUCAAGGAGAGCGAGCGGCUGAGGAGAGCGCUCAAGAUUAGCUCUGAUUAUGAAGAGGGGGGACACUGGAAGAAGCAGGAGGAGAGAUUGAGGGAAUCACUGGCGAAGAAUGAAGGUGAAGAAGCCAAGGAGUGA
Messenger RNA from Trichoderma citrinoviride, 525 nucleotides. Its product is annotated as cwf21-domain-containing protein. The coding region runs from base 1 to 525 and encodes 174 amino acids. The transcript has 2 exons. The record is from RefSeq and is a predicted model, not a curated record. Lineage: Eukaryota; Fungi; Ascomycota; Sordariomycetes; Hypocreales; Hypocreaceae.